CCCAUUGGCUGGCGCCCGGCGGCUGGCGGGAAACCUCCCGGGUUUGGCGCCAAGAGGGGAGCGCGGCGGCUGUGCUGCGCUUUGGGGCCGGGCCGGGUCCUAGCCGGUGCCCCCCGCUUUUUACCGAUUUCUCCCCAUUUUUUACCGGUUCCCCCGGCUUCUUCUUCCCCUUGCAACACCGGAGGCGGGGGCUCCGGCGCCCGUCCGGCCUUCCCCAGCAGCAGCAGCAGCAUGGCGGCGCCGGCGGGAGGGCUGGAGGACGCGGAGCUGCGGGAGGCGCAGCGCGAUUACCUCGAUUUUUUGGACGAUGAGGAAGAUCAAGGGGUUUACCACGGCAAGGUGCGCGACAUGAUCAGCGACAACCAGUACCGCCUCCUGGUCAGCAUCAACGACCUGCGGCGGAAGAACGAGAAGAGAGCCAGCCGGCUUUUGAACAACGCCUUUGAGGAGCUCGUCGCCUUCCAGCGUGCUCUGAAGGAUUUCGUGGCCUCCGUCGACGCCACCUAUGCCAAGCAGUACGAGGACUUCUACAUCGGGCUGGAGGGCAGCUUCGGCUCCAAGCACGUCUCGCCGCGGACGCUGACCGCCUGCUUCCUGAGCUGCAUUGUCUGCGUGGAGGGCAUCGUGACGAAAUGCUCUCUGGUCCGUCCCAAGGUCGUCCGCAGCGUCCACUAUUGCCCCGCGACCAAGAAGACCAUCGAGCGCCGGUACACGGACCUGACGUCCCUGGAUGCUUUCCCGUCCAGCUCUGUCUACCCUACAAAGGAUGAAGAGAACAACCCCCUGGAGACGGAGUUUGGCCUCUCGGUCUACAAGGACCACCAGACCAUCACCAUCCAGGAGAUGCCUGAGAAGGCACCAGCCGGGCAGCUGCCGCGCUCGGUGGACGUCAUUCUGGACGACGACCUGGUGGACAAGGUGAAGCCUGGGGACCGCAUCCAGGUGGUCGGCACGUACCGCUGCCUGCCGGGAAAGAAAGGUGGUUACACCUCGGGGACGUUCAGGACUAUCCUCAUUGCCUGCCACGUGAAGCAGAUGAGCAAAGACGCUCGGCCUCUCUACUCCGCUACUGAUGUGGCCAAGAUCAAGAGGUUCAGCAAGAAUCGAUCCAAGGAUAUCUUUGACCAGCUGGCGAGGUCCCUGGCGCCCAGCAUCCAUGGGCACGAGUUCAUCAAGAAAGCCAUCCUCUGCAUGCUGCUGGGAGGGGUGGAGAAAAUCCUGGAGAACGGGAGCCGCAUCCGAGGAGACAUCAACAUCUUGCUGAUAGGAGACCCUUCUGUCGCCAAGUCUCAGCUGCUGCGCUACGUGCUGAGCACCGCGCCCCGCGCCAUUGCCACCACCGGCAGGGGCUCCUCCGGCGUUGGCCUGACUGCUGCCAUCACCACCGACCAAGAAACCGGUGAGCGGCGCCUGGAAGCGGGGGCCAUGGUGCUGGCAGACCGGGGCGUGGUGUGCAUCGACGAGUUCGACAAGAUGUCCGACAUCGACCGCACGGCCAUACACGAGGUGAUGGAGCAGGGCCGCGUCACCAUCGCCAAGGCCGGCAUGCACGCUCGCCUCAACUCCCGCUGCAGCGUCCUGGCGGCGGCCAACCCCGUCUACGGCCGGUACGACCAGUACAAGACGCCCAUGGAGAACAUCGGCCUGCAGGACUCCUUGCUCUCCCGCUUCGACCUGCUCUUCAUCAUGCUGGACCAGAUGGACCCCGAGCAGGACAGGGAGAUCUCGGACCACGUCCUGCGGAUGCACCGCUACCGCAACCCCAACGAGCAGGACGGGGACGCCAUGCCCCUGGGCAGCGCCGUGGAGAUCCUGGCUACGGAUGACCCCGACUUCGCGCAGGAGGAGGAACAGGAGCUCCAAGUGUACGAGAAGCACGAUGACCUCCUGCAUGGCCCCAAUCGCCGCAAGGAGAAGAUCGUCAGCAUGGAGUUCAUGAGGAAGUACAUCCACGUCGCCAAGAUGAUUAAGCCCGUCUUGACCCAGGAGUCGGCGAACUACAUAGCGGAGGAGUACUCCCGCCUGCGCAGCCAGAACCAGAUGGGCUCGGACAUCGCCAGGACCUCCCCGGUCACGGCCCGUACCUUGGAGACCCUGAUCCGCCUCUCCACGGCCCACGCCAAGGCCAGGAUGAACAAGACGGUCGAUCUGCAGGACGCAGAGGCGGCUCUGGAGCUGGUGCAGUUCGCCUACUUCAAAAAGGUGCUGGAGAAAGAGAAGAAGCGCAAAAAACAGGUGGAGGAUGACUCGGAGACUGAGAAGGAGGACGAGGAGACACAGCCAAAGGAGGAGGGCAGGAAGCAAAGGAGGAAGAAGGCACGCACGGAGGGCCAGGAAGAGUCCUAUGACCCCUAUGACUUCAGCGACGCUGAGCAGGAGAUGCCGGAGGUCCAGGCACAUACACCCAAGACGCCCGAAGCCUCGGCUUCUGGCGAAGCGAAGAAGCCAGAGCUGGCUGAUCCGAGGUUGAAAGCAUUCAAGGCUGCGCUCCUGGAGGUCUUCAAAGCUUCCCAUGCCCAGUCCGUGGGCCUGAAGAGCGUGAUGGAGUCCAUCAACCGCGACAACCCCGAGCCCUUCUCGCUGCCUGAAGUGAAACUGGCGUUGGCCCACAUGCAAGACGACAACCAGAUCAUGGUGUCCGAUGACAUUAUCUUCUUAAUUUGAGCCUCUGGGUGGAAGAACCCGACUUCUCACGGACUUUUAGCCUGAAGACUCUUCGUAUUGACCUUCAUCUCUCUCCUGAAUGCUUCAUUUGGCUGAGCUGAACUUUGGGGAGCUUGAGCCUGUGCACUUUAGUUGUUCCUCGCUGUGCGUUGCUGGCACCAAAGAAGCCAGGAAAUCUGAAAGCUCUCUGACAUGCCACCUCUGAGCUGCUGGAGUAUUUGGAAAGAGGUUUGGUUUGGCAAGUAGCCAAAAGGAAGAACUUAUGUGCACAUUACUGAUGGUUUUAAAGUGUUUUUAGAUUUGGUCUUGGUUAUGCAAGCUGGGGAGCUCAGGCUGAUUUUACUCAAGGACAGUUUGGUUUGGUGCAGGGCUCCCAUGGGCUUUUGCCCAUGUAAAUCAUCCUUUUUUAUAUUUUUACUCUACCAUGGACUUCCCAGACCGGAAGGAGCCUUUUUACCUCCUUUUUUUUUUUUAUCAUUUAAUUAAAAAAAAGUUCCCACCCCCCCCCCUCAGUGUAACGUGCAAGCUCCCCAGUUGGUGGUAAUGGUUUCAGCCUUUGAAUAAAAAAAAAAAAUUGGGUUUAGGAAUCCAACAUACAAUAGCAGUGGUGGUAAGAAGCAGUAUGGAAACUCACUAUUAAUAGUGAAGCUUUUUUCCCCCGCUUUUUUCACCCCUUUAUUUCCCCAAUUACGUAGCUUAGAUCUGCUUCUCUCCCAAGCACAGACACCUCAUGCCUGUCCUGUUGGCAGCGAGUAGCCUUGUGGAAGACAAUUUCUGGCCAUGCAGGAGCAAGUACACCCUGAUCUGCUCCACUGCCUGGGGGUCAGCUCCAUUGCUGGAUUCUGCAGCCCUGCUGGGAUUUUUAGCCCGGAAUUGAUGGGAAGGACCUGGGAUGCUCUGAGCUGUCCAGCUGUGCCCCCACUGCAUAUGGAUUAGGUCUCCAGCCCUUCUCUAGUCUGGGGUGGCUCCUGUAUGAAUAUAAAAUAGGAGGAAACCUGUACCUAAGAAAGGUCAGGGUUUUAAAAAGCACUUCUGGGGCCUAGGAUCCUACAUCCCCUGUAUGUUGCCCAGGCUGUGUUGCUGCAACCCUUCCCGAGUCCCGUGGAAGAGAACCACAAGCUACUCAACCAUGAAAGCCUUCCCUCACCCUUGGGCAAUUUGUUUGUUUCAUUUUCUGGGAAUGUCUAGGUGACUAAUUCCUGGAGAUGGGAUAUUUCUAGAAACCAGCAUGCUUUCAUGGCCAGGGCUGGCUUUCAAGAAAAGCUGAACACGUGGUCAAACCUGUUUCUGUCGUCAGAGCUGUUGAAGGUUUGGGAUUUUAAUUUUUUUUUUUAACUUUGUCUUGGUGAAUUUGAUGUUAAGUUCUGGAGAAGGCCCUGAGCGCCAUAGGCUUCUCCUGGUGUCUUUGCCCUUCUCAGGGCAUCUGCGUGGUUAAUGUGCCUUCAUUUCUGUGUCAGUGACACCAUAAAUAUCACCUUGAAUAAUAAAAUGCAUCUAGAUACCA
Molecule: messenger RNA, 4168 nt
Organism: Cygnus olor (mute swan)
Lineage: Eukaryota; Metazoa; Chordata; Aves; Anseriformes; Anatidae
Gene: MCM3
Product: minichromosome maintenance complex component 3
Exons: 17
Coding region: 232-2664 (810 amino acids)
Biological process (GO): double-strand break repair via break-induced replication; DNA strand elongation involved in DNA replication; mitotic DNA replication initiation
Cellular component (GO): nucleus; MCM complex
Molecular function (GO): single-stranded DNA helicase activity; ATP hydrolysis activity; ATP binding
Source: RefSeq, a predicted model, not a curated record